CGAGACUCGUAUUGCUUUGCGUCGUAUAUUAUUCGUUCAACUUCGUCUCUCGAUAAGAAAAACAGAAAUUUCCAUGCUUUUUCGUUUGUUCGCAGUGAAGUUUAUACUUUAUUUACGGUUUAAGGCUAGCAAGAAGUAUUCUGAAUUGAGAAGUUUUCAUAUCCGUGAUUAAAAGGAAGAACUGAGAAUCAGGCACCAUAGCAGACAACAUGGCCGAGGAUUUCGAUGUGGAAGCUAUGCUGGAGGCCCCAUACAUGAAACAUAAUGCAAGCCGGGGAGAUUAUGACCAAUCUACCAGCAGCCGAAAGUCACCAUACAACGACCGUGAGGAUAGUGGAACUAGCAAAGGCGGGAUCAAGUCUUCAUCAUCAGCCUAUUUAAACGGUCGGAAACAUUAUUCGAGAAGCCGUUCUGGUUCGCCACGAGCUACAGAUGAUCGCAAAGCGCUAAAGUCUAAGGAUCGUGAACGUCAUCGUGAUAAAGAUGAAAGUCGUUACUCUAGGGACCGGGAUCGUAUUCGUGAUAAAGAUCGUGUUCGUGACCGAGAACGUAAUGGUGAACGUGAACGACGUUAUGGAUCACAAGAUCGUGAACGUGAACGAGACCGCGACCGCGAGACUGAAAAGCGUCGUAGUCGAUCUAAAGACAAACGGCGAAGCAGUCGGUCACGAGAACGUGAUCGCCAUUCGAGAGAAAGACGCGGCAGUAGACCACGCUCAGAGCGGCGGCGCAGUCGAUCACCUAUCCGAGACCGUCGCUCAAAAGAUAGAAAACUCAGCCCCGUGAAAGAAUUUAGAGGUGGACGCCCGGGCUUUGGGUCAAGAGAAAGAAGUAGCAAGCGUCGUAGUAACUCUCCCCGGCCUUUCCGUCGUGGCAGAACACCGCCCAACGGUCUUGGUGAUCGAUCCCCACGCGCCGAUCUCAGCCCAGAGGAACGUGAUGCACGUACCGUAUUUUGUAUGCAAUUGUCCCAACGCAUACGUGCGCGUGACUUGGAAGAAUUUUUCUCAAGUGUUGGCAAAGUACGAGAUGUUCGUUUAAUAACCUGCAAUAAAACCAAACGCUUCAAGGGAAUAGCAUACAUUGAAUUCAAAGACCCAGAAUCUGUCGCACUUGCACUGGGCUUGUCAGGACAAAAACUACUGGGCAUUCCAAUUUCUGUACAACAUACUCAGGCUGAGAAAAACCGUAUUGCAAAUGCGGUACCCACAUUUACUCCCAAAAAUCAUACGGGCCCCAUGCGGCUGUAUGUUGGUUCGCUGCACUUUAAUAUCACUGAGGAUAUGCUUAGAGGUAUAUUCGAACCAUUCGGAAAAAUAGACACAAUCCAACUAAUUAUGGAUACAGAGACUGGUCGUUCCAAGGGCUACGGAUUUAUUACGUAUCACAAUGCCGAUGACGCCAAGAAGGCUUUGGAGCAGUUAAACGGAUUUGAAUUGGCUGGCCGACCAAUGAAGGUCGGAAAUGUGACUGAACGUUUAGAUAUGAACACAUCGUCUUUGGAUACAGAUGAAAUGGAUCGAAGUGGCAUAGAUCUGGGCGCCACUGGCAGAUUACAACUAAUGUUUAAGCUAGCAGAGGGCGCCGGUUUGGCUGUACCGCAAGCUGCUGCAAACGCAUUAUUAGCGACCGCGCCACAGCCUGCACCAGUUCAGACUCAAGCGCAGACACCGGCCAUAGCUACGCAAUGCUUUAUGUUGUCCAAUAUGUUUGAUCCCCGCACUGAAACUAAUCCUGCAUGGGACAGCGAAAUACGUGAUGAUGUAAUUGAUGAAUGUUCCAAGCAUGGAGGAGUACUUCAUAUAUUUGUUGACAAAGCGUCACCAACGGGCAAUGUAUAUGUGAAGUGUCCAAGCAUUACCACAGCUGUGCUAGCAGUGAAUGCUCUUCACGGGCGCUGGUUUGCUGGUCGUGUCAUUACAGCAGCCUACGUACCAUUACUCAAUUAUCACUCUCUCUUUCCGGACGCGAUAACAGCGGUUAAUUUACUAGCGAAGCGGAAGACUGGCGAAUAAAAAGGAUAUCGAUGCUUACCCAAUAAGUAUAUGCUAUGAUUAGCUUUCAAAUUUUAUAAAUUGGUCGUUUGGGAUAUUCACAUUAUGUUUACCAUGCAUUCCUGCUCUCCUAGGCGUAGAAGAGAUCUUUGAUCCACUUUCAGAUUGCAUCGUUUUUAUAGAGACAGCACCCGUAGCAGAUUUAUUGCAUGGGACUUGAUUCAACAUCUGCCUAGUUAUAAUCUAAUCGUUCUAAUUUUUUUGCUUAUUUGUAUUUUAGUAAAACUUUGAAGUUUGAUACUGUAAAAAUAUCAUAAUCAUAUUUGAACACAUUGCAAUGAAUAAAACACGUAUAAAACUUA
Messenger RNA from Anastrepha ludens (Mexican fruit fly), 2356 nucleotides. RefSeq names its product RNA-binding protein 39 (gene Caper). The coding region runs from base 210 to 2015 and encodes 601 amino acids. Gene Ontology annotation, cellular component: nucleus. The transcript is spliced from 6 exons. The record is from RefSeq and is a predicted model, not a curated record. NCBI's taxonomy places the organism in Eukaryota, Metazoa, Arthropoda, Insecta, Diptera, Tephritidae. Gene Ontology annotation, biological process: mRNA processing. Gene Ontology annotation, molecular function: RNA binding.